Dreissena polymorpha is the source of this 1767-nucleotide messenger RNA. Its product is annotated as multiple epidermal growth factor-like domains protein 10. Gene Ontology annotation, molecular function: scavenger receptor activity. The transcript is spliced from 12 exons. Lineage: Eukaryota; Metazoa; Mollusca; Bivalvia; Myida; Dreissenidae. The record is from RefSeq and is a predicted model, not a curated record. The coding region runs from base 1 to 1767 and encodes 588 amino acids.
AUGAGCACGCUGUGCUCAGGUCAGCCUGCCGGCUCCUCGUUCACAGAUCUAAACCCUAUUGAGGUCCCCACACCACUGCGGGCAUCCAUAGGGCGCUGCCCCCAGGGUCGCUACGGGGAGGAGUGCGAGUACGCCUGUCAUUGUCCUUUGGAAAACGUAGCAUUACGUAAGAAGACGUUCCAGCACGGAACAUACCUAGGCUGGAACGCGUCACGUGCCGUUGACGGUAACGUAGAUCAGGACGGAAGUUACGGCAGCUGCGCGUGGGCUCACAAUAACGACGACGUCUUCAAGACGUGGUGGAACGUUGACCUGGGAUCCAUGUAUGACGUUAAGGCCAUCGAAGUUUAUUUCCGAACAGAUGACGCCAUGUCACAGUCGCGUCGCGCCGGGGUCCGCGUCUACAUCUCGGACAGCGUCGAGGAGGCGAAGAACCAGGGCCUCUGCUACAUAGACCAGAUGAGCGACUUCGUGUUCCCGCCGACACAUCUCGUCCUGCGCGACGCAAGUCUCGCAUGCACUAAGCGUCGGGGACGCUUUGUCAUCCUGUACACCGAUCGACCGACGCAGGACCCGAUACGCAACUGCCCGACCAGCACUAUGUACUCGUGCUGGGCUAACCUUGAACUCUGCGAGGUGGAAGUGUACGAAUGCGGGGACGGGCGGUACGGUCAGGGAUGCAACAAAACCUGCGGCCAGUGCUCGGAUCCACUUUACUCGUGCAAUAAGAAAACGGGCGCGUGUCGCACGUGCAGGGCUGGCUGGCAGGGCGAGAAAUGCGACGCUGUUUGCAACGCCGGUAGUUGGGGCGAGGGUUGUCAGGAGACUUGCGGGCAUUGUAUCGGCACGUGCAACCCCCAGAACGGGACCUGCAACCAGGGCUGCGAGCCGGGAUACAUAGGGGCCACGUGCAUGGACGGUGGGUUGCUUAGCGACGGUGAUGCUGAUGCGAAUGUCGCUGAUAGUGAUAUUGCUGAAGAUUAUGAAAUGGAUAAUGAUGAUUAUGAUGUCUGUCCUUCGGGAGUCUACGGCCCACAAUGUGCAUUGCCCUGUGCCAACUGUAAAGAUGGCGCCGCAUGUCAUCACGUUACCGGAAGGUGCCCAGCCGGAUGCGCGCCGGGUUUCAAGGGCGACAAAUGCACUGAUGAAUGUCCGGCAGGCACCUAUGGAGAAACGUGUAAACUCUCGUGUGGGGCUUGUCAUAGCGGGGCUUCUUGCCAUCACGAGACAGGCAGGUGUCCGGCGGGGUGUCAGAAUGGCUGGACAGGGGACACGUGUCAGCAAAAAUGCAAAAGCGGGUUCUAUGGUGACCAGUGCGCGAGCGAAUGCGGUUUCUGCCAGGCAAAUGACACCUGCGAUCACGUGGCAGGCGUCUGCGCCAACGGUUGCGAUGACGGGUGGAUGGGGGAUAAGUGCAAAACACCGUGUUCGCCCGGUCACUACGGCCACCAGUGCGUUACCACGUGCGGCGCGUGUCUGAAGGGCGACGCGUGCGACCACGUGUCAGGGGAUUGUAGGUCCGGAUGCGCUGACGGCUGGCGUGAGGCGGGCUGCAAAUCACCUUGUCCCUUCGGUUCCUAUGGGAAUGGAUGUAAAAAGAAGUGCGGAUUCUGUCGCCACAAUUCCACAUGUAACCACGUGACCGGACUGUGCUCGGAUGGAUGUAACCCGGCGUAUAACGGGGAAUACUGCGACAUGCACGAAAUUACCGCCGUAACCACCAUCAACAACAACAUCACCGCCGCUGCCGCCAUUACCCUGUCAUGA